Messenger RNA from Crotalus tigris (Tiger rattlesnake), 2062 nucleotides. Its product is annotated as olfactory receptor 2M5-like. Gene Ontology annotation, cellular component: membrane. Gene Ontology annotation, molecular function: olfactory receptor activity; G protein-coupled receptor activity. Lineage: Eukaryota; Metazoa; Chordata; Lepidosauria; Squamata; Viperidae. The coding region runs from base 774 to 1712 and encodes 312 amino acids. Gene Ontology annotation, biological process: G protein-coupled receptor signaling pathway. The record is from RefSeq and is a predicted model, not a curated record. The transcript is spliced from 3 exons.
CAAAGAAGAGGGGGUCAACUUAUUUUCCAAAACACCUGAAGUAGAUACAGAACAUUGGCAUCACCGGCCCCCAUUGUUAUCCUUCAGCUGGAAAUUUUCUGUAGGAAUCAUAAGAAUUAAGCUAUGGAUAUACUUAGGAUCACCUUUUUAUCACACACUUCUAAUUAGUGGAUAUCUGUUUCUACUUGGGAAAGUUUAUCUCUACAUCCAUGAAGAGAUACUGAAUACUGAAAAAGGGUAAAUAGAAAUUACAAAAAGCAUGUGCUGCAGCCCCAAACAUCUGGAAACCUGAACUGGCAACAGUGUAGAGCAGAAUAAGAGUCUGAGUAUGUGAAUGAAGGUGUAGAUGGUCUACCUUUCUGCGGCAGAAAACUGCAAGAGAGGAAAAAUAUCCUUAUUCUGAAACUGAGUUUGUCCUUUGACUCUAAUAGUCAGCUUUUACAAUUUGAGCAUGGUCUGCAUUCAUAUAAACUAGACUUCCCAAAAAGGAAGCUUUCCAUAAUUCCAGGUUGUUGGGAAAUUUGUAAAUAGAAGUCCAGAGACAAUGUGGAGGAUAUGGCUAUAAUAAGACAUUGAUGUCAAACAAUAUGUUUGACGUUCUAGUUCAACCAUACAGGGGAUCCCACCACAAUGGAAAAGCAUAUUACAGUGUUACAAAAAGAAACCACUCUGAAUGUUAUUUUGGCAUUUUAUUUUUCCCCUUCAUAAUAUUGGUAAUCUAACUAUAUUUUCUUCUUGAACCUUUACAUAAAACCCAGACAAACAAAGGAGGAAUGAAGAAGAACAACACAACCUUUUGGGUGGAAUUUGUUCUUGUUGGACUUCAGCAUCAAAGGUCACCCACCAUUUUUCUUGGUUUCAUCCUCCUCAUGUUUGUAAUUGCUCUUGCUGGAAAUAGUCUUCUUCUGUUGGUGGUUAAAAUGAGCUCCAGUCUUCAGACACCAAUGUAUUAUUUCCUCAGUCAAUUGGCUUUUAUGGACCUUUGCCAAAUCCUUUCAAUUGUUCCUCAAAUGACAGCCCAUUUUAUAAGCCAAAGAUACACUAUUUCACUGUACCGAUGUGUUUUUCAGAUUUUUGUCACGCUAUUUAUGGGAGGAUCAGAGUGCCUGAUCCUUGCAGCCAUGUCCUAUGAUAGAUAUGUGGCUGUUUGCAGGCCUUUACAGUAUGCAACUCUUAUGAGGAGCAAAAUCUGUCACAUCAUAUCAAUAGCUGCCUGGUUCUGGUCUUCAGUGCAGGCUUUGAACUGCUCCCUCUAUGUCCUGCCUCUUCCCUAUUGCAAGUCCAAUGUGAUUAGCCAUAUUGCUUGUGAGUAUACAGCCCUCAUACAGUUGUCUUGUUCUGACAAUUCUGCAUUCGAAAGAUCAGUAUACCUCGGAACAUUCCUGGUCUUUCUUAUCCCUGUCUCAGUCAUCCUCGCUUCCUACCUGGCCAUUCUCCUGCAAGUCCUGAGAUCGCGUUCCUCUGAAAGGAGCCACAAAGCCUUGGGCACUUGCUUGUCCCACUUGUGCGUGGUGGGCCUCUUCUAUGGAGCAGCCAUUUUGACCUACAUGACACCCAUUUCAUCCUAUUCAGCACAGAAGGCCAUGAUCAAUUCUCUUUUUACUACCAUCAUUCCUGCCACAAUGAAUCCUUUCAUCUACAGCCUGAGGAACCGGGAUGUCUUGGCAGCCCUGAGGAAACUCUUUGCAAGUAUACUUCAAUUCAGUGAAUGAGGGUAUGGAUAAAAAGAAGGCUGCUGAUAUGCUUCUUUGCGAACCUAAUGGCCAAUUCAGUAUCUAUAAUGAAAAAAAAUGUCAUCAAAACAUUUGUCUAAAUAUAUUUUAAUUGAAAUUGGAAAUUGAAAUUGAUAGAAGUGGUGCAAAAGAUAGCUGUGAAAUAUAGGGCUUGGUUGGUCAUUUUUCAUUUCUUUUGCCUCAUAUGAUAGUUAUUUAGAUGCUUAGCUACUUCUUUGUCCUAGUGCUAUGGCUGAAAUUUGGGGACAAUAAAUAUGUUUUUUUACUAUACAAAAUUAUUGUAAAGACUACUAUAGAAAUGUAUGUAAAGUGCUUUGAUCACCUAAGCA